AAUAGGAGUAGGUUGAGCGCUAUACCCAGUUACCACAAGAGAAUGGGAAUCUGGUGAACAUUAUACCGAGAUCUCACAGGAGCCGUGAGAGACCAGGGCUCUGAAGCUAGGGGAGCUCUUGCUCCUGCUGCCCUGAGAGGGGGCAAGGACCUCAUGCUCCCCUGUGCUCCCUUGGCUCCAGGAGAACGCUCCGAGUUUGCUGAUGGGAGAGAAGGCAGUGAUGGAAAGAGAGAAACCGAAGAGUGCUUCGUUACAUAAAUAUAUAAAUCAAUCAAUGAAAGCGGCCCCCGUGCGCGCCUUGACCGCCGUACCUAGGAACGUCAUGUGUGUUGAUACACCACUGUCGAAGCGGAAACAAUCAAAAGGGAGGUUGAGGAGACUAAGAAGGCAUAACUAUAUAAGUGGGAUGAUGAGCGCGAGGCUGACGGAUGUCCAACAUGCGGAGGAAGAGGGUCCCAAGGCAAAAAGCCGAAGAAAGGAGAACACAGACAGACAAGAACAAGGUGAUGAAACCAACGCCAGGUCCGAGAUGAAGGUUGUGUGAUGGAGGGCGAAAGGCUGGAGAAGCCUCAGGAGCGUGACUUGGACAAGUAUUUGUCUUGGCUGGAAUAGGAAACCGCGUCACCGGUUAUCCUAUACGAUCUCUUCUUCCCUUUGUUCCUUUCGUGAUCUCGCCGGCCUAUUUAUGAAGCGCUCAUCAUUUCCCUAAAACGUCGAUCAUUGAGUUUUUC
Molecule: messenger RNA, 731 nt
Organism: Cantharellus anzutake
Lineage: Eukaryota; Fungi; Basidiomycota; Agaricomycetes; Cantharellales; Hydnaceae
Exons: 2
Coding region: 323-544 (73 amino acids)
Source: RefSeq, a predicted model, not a curated record